UUUUAGCAAGGCGUUACAUCUGGCGCAGGCUACUCGCAGCGCCCGGCAGGGCCUGCAAGCGACCGGCUCGGCCAGGCAGGCGGCGGGAGCCAGCGGCGGCGAGGUGUUCGCGGUGCGCGCGGCCGCCGCGCCCUCCCAACCAAACAACUCGAAUAAUACAAGACGAGCCUGUGCAGUAUGCGGAUACAAAAACCAUACCAAGGACAAGUGCCGUUACAUUAAUUACUCGUGUAAAAAGUGCAACACUAAAGGACACCUAAGUAGGAUGUGUAAAAUGAGUGAUAAAAAGUUUAACUUCAUUGCCGAGGAAACCGAUGACAUACAUGAAGAUCUCACAAUGUAAACAAUACGGCGGGCAGAGAAAAUGUAAUUUUAAACGGGGUGAUAAUGUUUUAGUAAAAUCAUUUUUUAAGAAUGGUACUAAGUAUACAUGGAAAAGAGGUACUAUUGAGAAUAAAGUGGGAUCCAGAAUGUAUAUCGUAAAUAUAACGGACUUGAAAAUAAAAGUAAAGAAACACGUCGACCAAUUGUUACAUUACAAAGGCUGUGACGACACCAACGAGUCCGAUUCCGAAGGCGACGUUCCGACAUUACAAAACGACGACGACGCCCAGGACGACAACGCCGAAGACGCGCAAACCGACGCACCUCUGCCUGAAGAGCAAGAAGCUGUCGAGCUGGCGGAGGGCGGAGUGGCGAAUCCCCACGACACGUCUCCGGACACGUCUUUCGAGAGUGUCGUUUCAUCUGUCAGCUCUCCGCAGAGACAAUCAGUGCAAGAGAACACAGAUACAAUAAUGUCGUCAGAUUGUCCGUUGGAGGUUAUGGAGGCGGACGACAACGGUGUUGAGCCUGACGCUCCGGCUGAAAGUCAUGGCCUAGUCGACCUUGACAACAGGCGACAACGGCCAAUAAGGAGUACUAGGAACAAGGACGUUAAUUAUAAAAUUUAAUGGACCUUAAAAUUA
Cydia fagiglandana is the source of this 968-nucleotide messenger RNA. RefSeq lists its product as uncharacterized. NCBI's taxonomy places the organism in Eukaryota, Metazoa, Arthropoda, Insecta, Lepidoptera, Tortricidae. The transcript is spliced from 2 exons. Bases 315 to 953 code for a protein of 212 amino acids. The record is from RefSeq and is a predicted model, not a curated record.